This is a messenger RNA of Populus trichocarpa (black cottonwood), 2133 nucleotides long. Its product is annotated as transcription factor TGA2. Lineage: Eukaryota; Viridiplantae; Streptophyta; Magnoliopsida; Malpighiales; Salicaceae. Gene Ontology annotation, molecular function: DNA-binding transcription factor activity; sequence-specific DNA binding. Gene Ontology annotation, biological process: regulation of DNA-templated transcription; DNA-templated transcription. Bases 346 to 1809 code for a protein of 487 amino acids. The transcript is spliced from 12 exons. The record is from RefSeq and is a predicted model, not a curated record.
AUUUUUUAAUAAACACUAAAAAACAAUUGAUGUCAAAGCACUAAAGCAUUAUUAAAGUGAUUAAAAAAUCUUUAGUCCUUGGAAAGUGGAAGAUUUCUCGCAGAAGAGGACGUCUAGAGAUUCGAGUGAUCCACUCAUCACUCUUCUCUCACAUCUAAUAAUCCAAUACAUACAGUUUCGCGAAGUUGAAAGCUUUAUAUCAUCAGCAACAACAAAAUCCCAGGUGGAUUUGGUUUGGUUCAAAUUUUCUUGUGGUUUUGACUAGAAAAAAAUCAUGUUAUGAAGUGAAAGUUUACUUCUUGUUAGCGAAGUAGGGGACUAAGGAGGUUAAAAUGACGGCGAUUUAUGGGGAGUAGAACUGAUGCAGAAGAUGAGAAGAAGGCUGUCGGGAUGCCGAGCUUUGAUCCUCAGUUGCCAAUCUCAAAUGCAAUUGUAGAGAGAAGCACAGUUCAUCCUUACCGUGUUACUGAUUUUGGGGUGUUCUUAGAAGACGAUGCUAUUGACCUGAGUGCAGGUACUGUGUUCAAUUCAGCAAAAGAAAGUACUCAAGCAAUCCCUUCUGACCGCCUCCAUAGUGGCACUUUCGAGAAGAAACAGUCUACUACUACAUUUAACAUUAAGUCAUCUGCUUCUCAAGUGGAGUCUCAUAGAUUACCCUUAGAAAAAGUUCAACAGUCAAACCAGGUUUCUAUACCAAUUGUUGAUACAGAAAACUGGGGGGAGAAUCGGAGGUUGCCAUUAGAAAAGGUUCAACAGUCCAACCGGGUUUCUAUACCAAGUGUUAAUACAGAGAACUGGGGGGAGGCCAAUAUGGCUGAUGCUAGUCCAAGGACUGAUAUCUCAACGGAUGCAGACACAGACGAUAAAAACCAAAGGUAUGAUAGAGGUCAAUCUACCGCUCUCGUGGCAUCUGAUUCCAGUGACAGAACAAGGGACAAAAUGGACCAGAAGACUCUUCGCAGGCUUGCUCAAAAUAGAGAAGCUGCAAGAAAAAGCCGUUUGAGGAAGAAAGCAUAUGUCCAGCAGCUGGAGAGUAGCCGCUUGAAGCUCAGCCAACUGGAACAGGAGCUCCAACGGGCACGGCAGCAGGGAAUCUUCAUAUCAAGCUCAGGAGACCAAACUCAUUCAAUGAGUGGAAAUGGGGCCAUGGCAUUUGAUGUAGAAUAUGCACGAUGGCUGGAGGAGCAAAAUCGACAAAUUAAUGAGUUGAGAUCAGCUGUCAAUUCUCAUGCUGGUGAUGCAGAACUUCGUAUUAUCACUGAUGGUAUAAUGGCUCACUAUGAUGAAGUUUUCAAGCUGAAGAGCAACGCAGCCAAGGCUGAUGUUUUCCAUUUGCUGUCUGGCAUGUGGAAGACACCUGCAGAGAGGUGUUUCUUGUGGCUUGGUGGCUUCCGUUCAUCUGAGCUCCUCAAGCUUCUUAUGAAUCAAUUGGAGCCUUUAACAGAGCAGCAGUUGGUGGGCAUUGGCAACUUACAGCAGUCCUCCCAACAGGCGGAAGAUGCAUUAUCUCAAGGGAUGGAGGCAUUGCAGCAGUCCCUCUCUGAGACUUUGUCCAGCGGAUCUCUUGGCUCCUCAGGGCCAUCUGGAAAUGUGGCAAAUUACAUGGGUCAGAUGGCCAUGGCCAUGGGAAAGCUAGGUACCCUUGAGGGAUUUAUUCGCCAGGCUGACAAUUUGAGGCAGCAAACCUUACAACAAAUGCACCGAAUAUUAACCACCCGUCAGUCUGCUCGUGCUCUCCUUGCAAUACACGAUUACUUUUCCCGUUUACGUGCUCUUAGUUCCCUCUGGCUCGCGCGACCUAAAGAGUGAAUACGCAUUGCAUCUGAAUACAAGUUGCGCAGGAAAACCCUAAAAGCCACAUUCCACAUCCAGCAGGGCUUCAUGUUUCUAGUGUUCAAAAUACCUUUUCUUUUCUGCAUCUCUCCUGUUGUAGUUUCAGAUGUAUCAUGGUACUGUUCUUUCUGUCAUACUAAUCAUCUUAGAGCAUAGAAUUUGAAUCUUUCAAGUACAGUAUGCAUCGAUGUUAAUUAUUUAUAGUCUCAUCCUCCUCAUCCUCCUCCUGUUUUCGUUAUCCCCAGUACUUGAGAAUUUCAAAAUGAAUUUGAAAGUUGGGACACUUUCAUUUUGAGUUAA